Clunio marinus is the source of this 210-nucleotide messenger RNA. The record is from the annotation of a GenBank genome assembly. Lineage: Eukaryota; Metazoa; Arthropoda; Insecta; Diptera; Chironomidae.
AUGUUUGCACCUGGCGUUGUAUUCGAAAGAUAUCAGCAGAGGGAAGAUGAUCCAAAUUUUCACUCGAUUCAGCGGAAUUUCCAAAAAUUCUUGUGUAUGUACAUAAGCUUAUUUAUCCUCAAAUCAGCAGCACAACAUGCUGUUGUCCUCAACAUAAAAAAACCAUCACAAAGCACUAAAUUUAAAGCUUUCAAGAUAAAUGUGAAAUAA